UGGCUUUUGCUAACCAUGGAGAGCGACUUUUACCUGCGUUACUACGUCGGUCACAAGGGCAAGUUCGGCCACGAGUUCUUGGAGUUCGAGUUCCGACCCGACGGGAAAUUGAGAUAUGCCAACAACAGCAAUUACAAAAAUGACGUCAUGAUCAGAAAAGAGGCUUAUGUUCAUAAAAGUGUGAUGGAAGAACUGAAGAGGAUAAUUGAUGACAGUGAAAUUACCAAAGAGGAUGAUGCCUUAUGGCCUCCUCCUGACCGAGUAGGCCGGCAGGAGCUUGAAAUUGUCAUUGGAGAUGAACAUAUUUCUUUCACAACAUCAAAAAUUGGUUCCCUUAUUGAUGUUAAUCAGUCCAAGGAUCCAGAAGGCUUACGAGUAUUUUACUACCUUGUCCAGGACCUGAAGUGUUUGGUAUUCAGUCUUAUUGGAUUACAUUUCAAGAUCAAGCCAAUCUAG
Elephantulus edwardii (Cape elephant shrew) is the source of this 456-nucleotide messenger RNA. RefSeq names its product mago-nashi homolog, proliferation-associated (Drosophila) (gene MAGOH). The coding region runs from base 16 to 456 and encodes 146 amino acids. The record is from RefSeq and is a predicted model, not a curated record. Gene Ontology annotation, biological process: RNA splicing. Lineage: Eukaryota; Metazoa; Chordata; Mammalia; Macroscelidea; Macroscelididae. The transcript is spliced from 5 exons. Gene Ontology annotation, cellular component: exon-exon junction complex; catalytic step 2 spliceosome; nucleus.